CAACGUUUUGAUUGGUUGAAAAAUUAUUCACUGACCUUGAGUGAUAAUAUGCACCAAUCCUAUUGUUUCUUUAUUAAUAUAAUUAAUCAUACAAUCUGUAUAUAAAUAAAUAUUAUUGAUCAAAUCAAUAAUAAUAUUACUUUACACUUUACAAUUAUGCGCCUAUUUCUUAUUUUAUAUCUAAGCUUAAUUAUAAAUUUUAUAAAUUGUAAUAAUGAAGAAGAUGAAUCAGAUUUAUCGAUUAUUACUGAAGAAUUAAUGAAUGCUGGUUUUGAUUAUGCUAAUCUAUUACAUAAAUGGUUUGAAAAAAAUAUUGGAAAAAAUGAAAUGAAAAUAAUUAAACAAAAUUUAGCAAAAUUGGGGAAAUUAGCAUUCAAUUUUAUUGAUUCAACUAUACAAAACUUAAUUAAAGAUGAUGAUGAUGAUAAUGAUAAUGAGGAUCAUGAUCAUGAUCAUGAGUAUAAUGAUUCACAAUUAAAACAUAAUGAAUUAUAAAAUCAAUAAUUUUGUACUGUAUAUAUAUAUACAUAUACGUUAUUUUGUAAAAUAGAUUAAUGUUUCUUUGAUUGAAUUAAAAAUAAACUCCAUGGAUAAAAA
Messenger RNA from Schistosoma margrebowiei, 597 nucleotides. The record is from the annotation of a GenBank genome assembly. NCBI's taxonomy places the organism in Eukaryota, Metazoa, Platyhelminthes, Trematoda, Strigeidida, Schistosomatidae.